AAUUUCACUUGGUUUUUUCAACACACAAACUCCAAGCAUCCAGGCAAAUGGCAUCCAUCACUCGCACACUCCAAAGAUCCAAGGACCACGUCGGCGCCACACAACGCACGGCACUGUACGACCUGCACAAGAAGAACGGUGCCAAGUUUGCCCCCUUUGCUGGCUGGGACAUGCCACUGAUGUACGCCGACCAGGGCGCGCUCGACUCGCAUCUGCACACACGCAAGCACGCGUCAAUCUUCGACGUUCCUGAGCACCUGGUCGUCGCCGACCUGCAGGAGCUGCCAGUCGGCGGGUCUACCCUGUCGCUGUUCACAAACGAGAAGGGCGGCAUUGAGGACGACACCAUCAUCACCCAGCACAAGGACUCUCUGUAUGUGGUCUCCAACGCUGGGUGCGCUGACAAAGAUCUUGCCCAUAUGCUCAAGCACGCCAAACUCUUCCAGGACAAGGGCGGCGAUGUUGAAGUCCGCAAGAUUGAGGACCACUCGCUUAUCGCUCUGCAGGGCCCUUCGUCGCAACGCGCCCUUGAGCAGGUAUCUGGCGCCAACUUGAGCCAGAUGCCGUUUAUGACUGGUCAGUUCAUCGAUAUCAAGGGUGUGCAGUGCCACAUCGCGCGCUCCGGGUACACGGGCGAGGAUGGAUUCGAGCUGUCGAUUCCCACGGGCGAGGUUGUCGCUGUCACCGAGGCACUGAUGGCCAACCCUGAGGUCAAGCUGGCUGGACUUGCCGCGCGCGACUCGCUGCGCCUGGAGGCUGGUCUCUGCCUGUACGGCUCCGACAUUGAUUCCACAACCACCCCGAUGGAGGCCAACCUGGUGUGGACUAUCGGCAAGCGGCGUCGUGCUGAGGGUGGCUUCAUUGGUGCAGACAUCAUUCUCGACCAGAUUGCCAAGAAGGGCGGCGACCGCCGUCGCGUCGGCCUGAUUGUCGAGGGCGCCCCAGCGCGCGCCCACUCUAAGGUGCUGAGCGUCGAUGGCGAAGAGAUUGGCGAGAUCACAUCAGGUGUGCCCUCGCCGUCUCUUGGAAAGAACAUUGCCAUGGCGUACGUGCGCAAGGGCUUCAACAAGAAGGAUACUGAACUCAAGGUCAAGGUGCGCAACCGAAUCCAGGAUGUCAAGGUUGUCAAGAUGCCGUUUGUCCCUGCCGGCUACUACAAGCUGUGAGGCGUGGGCAGCUGUUUGGCUGUUUGGCUGUUUGCUUGAGGCGCUGCCCAUAGUGGCUACUUUUUUGUCAUUGUGUUAAUAAUAUAAAUUACAGAAUAAAUAUA
Kickxella alabastrina is the source of this 1270-nucleotide messenger RNA. Its product is annotated as aminomethyltransferase, mitochondrial-like protein. Gene Ontology annotation, molecular function: aminomethyltransferase activity; protein binding. The record is from RefSeq and is a predicted model, not a curated record. The transcript has 3 exons. Lineage: Eukaryota; Fungi; Kickxellomycota; Kickxellomycetes; Kickxellales; Kickxellaceae. Gene Ontology annotation, biological process: glycine catabolic process. Gene Ontology annotation, cellular component: mitochondrion. The coding region runs from base 48 to 1166 and encodes 372 amino acids.